AUGCCGGAGACGAGUCAAGACGCGAUCUCGGUGACAGAUCCGAUCGAUCAGUUACCUCUCCGGCUACUAAGAUCGGAGAUCGUUCCACCGGCUCCGACUCGAUCUCAAUCGUCUAUUGACUGGCUUCCAGACUUCGCCGGUUACUCAUGGCUUGCUUACGGAGCAUCUACUCUCCUUGUCAUCUCUCAUCUACCUUCCCCUCUACGCGGCGAAGACUCUACAAACGGACCGUUAUUCCGUCAGAUUAUAGAGGUUUCCGGCGAUGUUUCGUCUCCAGUUACUGCCGUUACUUGGUCUCCUGUAACUCCGUCUGUAGGCGAGCUCGCGGUUGGGUCUGGGAACUGUGUUUGCCUCUACUCGCGUGAUCUUAGCGAUCUUAAUGGUUCUUUUUGUUGGAGUCAGAAAGCCAUAUUGAUGCAAGAAGCAAAAGUUGAAGCAAUGGAGUGGACAGGAUCUGGGGAUGGAAUAAUAGUUGGUGGAACUGAUAUUGUUCUGUGGAAGAGAAGGAACCAGUCCUGGGAAAUAGCUUGGAAGUUCACAGGGGAUCAUCUUCAAGAUCUGGUUUCCUCCACUUGGUCAUUGGAGGGUCCUUUUGCGACAGCAACGUCUUGGAGCAAGUUUCCAGCUGAGUGUGAUGAGGCAGGUAAACGUGUCCUGGCCUAUUAUAGUGACGGGGAGUCAUAUCGUAAAGUUGAAUUGCCUCAUCCUCAGAGAAUAUCCAUGAUUCAGUGGAGACCAGUGGUUGCAGAACAGUCUGAAAUAUGUAUAGGGAAAUCAAUGAGGAAUGUGCUAAUGACAUGUUGCUUGGAUGGGGCAGUAAGGUUAUGGAGUGAGGUGGAUGGUGGAAAGACAAAAAAGGGCAUGAAAGAUGUGAGUGAUCAUAAAAAAUCGUUUUGCGUGGCAGCUGUGAUAGAGAUAAAUCAGGUCUUGGAUGGCUAUUUGGGCAGAGAUUUGUUUAUUUUUUGGGGAACUCUCACAGGGGGUAUAUUGAAAACCAUCAAAGGUACUAAUCAGUUUUUUUCUGUUGAAAAGUAUGAUCAUGAAAGUGUUGGCCAAUGUGGUUGGUUGGUAGGGUACGGCCCUGGAAAAUCGGGUUCUUUGUGGGCUGUCUAUUGUCUUGAUGACAUCUCUCCUAUGAGGUCUCUGAGGAUCACAUUGAGGGCGAGACAAGAAUCAAAUGAAAUCGGUGUGGUGCUACCCUCUCUAGCUGAUGCUACAGGUUCUUCUGAUCAAUUACUCCUUAAGAAAGUUUCUGUAUUGAGAAAUAACCGCUAUGGCCCGCCACUUAUCUGCUCGUCUAUUUAUUUAUCUCCGUGCAAUACCGUAUAUUGGUCUUCCUUGCACACAAUAAAAUCACAUGACUCAGAAGAUUCAUCUGCAAAUAAAUCCAAUGUAUUGAAGUGCAUAACGGGAAAUAUAUUAGAUCUUGAUGGUCAUGGUGGGAAAAUCCUGCAGGUUGCCUUUGAUCCUUUCAUAUGUGAGGCGGUAUACAAUGCUUCUCUGGAUUAUAAUGGUUUGAUAAUAAUCUGGUCCUUGUGUGAUUAUUUGAACCGUGCUAUCGACCAUCCUAUAUCACUUUCCUCUUGGAAACCUUGUGGACGGCUUCAAAAUCAAGAAUUAGGAUUGAAAUACACUAGUAUAUGCUGGGCACCUUCAUCAUUGAAUGAUGAAAGAUUUCUACUAGUGGGACAUGUAGAAGGCGUUGAUUGCUUUAGUGUGAGGAAUUGUGGGAGGGGUUAUGAUGGCUUUCUAACCCAUUACAUAUGUACCAUACCGUUUGCAGUUAGCCACCCUUUGGAGAAUGGUCCAACCAGCAUAUUUGCAAUACCUCUUCCUAAUUCUUGUGGAAAGACAUUCAAAAAUAACAGAUUCUUGCUUUUGAGUGUAUGGAUGAAAGAGAAACGGUUUGAUGCUCUGUCAUGGAGAGUGAGCUUGCAUCAUUUCAAUGCAGCAGGAAGCACCUGUGACUGUCAUUUUCAUGAUUUCGAUAGUACUGGAUCGGGUAAGUGGUUGUUCGAAGAUACUUUUUCUGGUAAGACGAAUUGCAUUGCUGUUAGAUCAUGCUCUUCAGAAAUACCUAAGUCUCACCGUCACGAUGAAGUUACGAGUUUUGCUGUAGUCAAUCCAAGCAGCAGGGCUCUAGAGAAUGACAUGAACAUUGAAAGUCCAGCUUACACUUUGGCAACUGGUCAAGCUGAUGGCUCUUUAAAACUUUGGAGAAGUAGUCUUCAGGAAAGUUCAACACCUUCUGUUCCGUGGGAGCUUGUUGGCAUGCUUACCAUUGGCCAAAAUCCUGUCAGUGCUAUAUCUCUGACUGAUUCGGGACACAAGAUAGCAGCCCUCUGUACAGAGAAUCAUUCAAAAGCUGUCCACACAGUCAGUAUAUGGGAGAUUGUACACCUUAUAGAUUCAGGGGUUUUUAUACUAGAGGACAAGUUACAUGUUGAUGCAGAGGUUGUUGCUGUAAGAUGGUCAGCUGUGGGAAAUGAUCAGCUAUUGUUUGGAGUUUGCACACGGAAGGAGAUGAGGGUGUAUGGUAUUGCUCGGCAACCCUGCAGAAGUACCAGUUUUGCGGUCUCCGAUUAUUCUUCAGAAGCACGGAUUUGGCAAUGCUUCGCUGUUACUCGUACAUCUUCUGCUAUUCAUGAUUUAUGGUGGGGAUCCAAAGCCAUGACUGCCCUUGUUCAUAAUGAUUAUGUUAGUCUACAUGGUCAAUGGUUUGCUGUUAUUGAUAAAAAGGAAAAGAUUGAUAACUAUCCAGUAAUAUAUGCAGCCAAUCUUCCCAACCUAGUGAAUGCUACAGAAGAAGGCAGAGACUCUAAAUUGUUAUCUGAUUCUGGUAGUAAAGACCUCAAAGAAGCUAAUACUGCAUCUAUUAGCAGAGGAUGUGCUCCUCUGCCUCCAACAAGUAAUGCAAUUGAUGACUGGCAAUCCAGUAGUAUGCCUUUAACUGGGACCGCAUAUGGUUCAGAUGCUAUUAAUGACAUUACGAGCAUGUUACAUAUGGUGGAUAAGUUAGGAGGUGCUCUGCCACUUUAUCACCCUCAAGCCCUCCUUGUAGCUAUACGUUCAGGUAACUGGAAACGAGCAAGCGCAGCUUUAAGGCAUCUUGCUGAAUAUAUUACUUCAAGUGAUGCCUCCGAGAAGGAUUACGCUGUAAAGUCAGAUCUUUAUCCGGAUAUCCUUCUGUCAAAAUAUUAUGAAGGGUCUCUCUCCAAUGGCCCAAAUCUUAAGGCUUUCCAAUGGGGUGGGGCGUCUGGUUCAAUGCUUCAGAAUUCACAGUUUCAGGCAGGGUUGCAGUCAAAUUUCAAUAUGGAUUCUUAUAGUGCCAAUAGUAGUCACAGUUCACCUGCAACAGACUUGGAAUUUAGUGGCUUCUGCGAGCAGCUGAAGAAGUUAUCAGAUGGCGGAAAUAUUAGCAGGAUAGAAAAGAUGCAAUAUUUUGCAAUUGUAGACCUUCUUUGUGAAAUUAGUAACCCACAUUCUACUUCUGUUUAUGCAAGUCUUGAUGAAGCUGGGAGAAGAUUUUGGGUCACAUUUAGGUUUCAGCAGCUGUAUUUAGCUCGAAGUUCUGGCAAAACAGCAUCUAUGGAAGAGUUGGAUAUUGACUCUAGUAUGAUAGGAUGGGCUUUUCACUCAGAGUCUCAAGAAAAUUUGUCUGCUUCUCUUUUACCCAAUGAAUCAUCAUGGCAACAAAUGCGAUCACUGGGUUUUGGAUUUUGGUAUUCAAAUGUAGCACAGUUGCGUUCACGAAUGGAGAAACUGGCCCGACAGCAAUACCUGAAGAACAAGAAUCCUAAAGAUUGUGCGCUUCUCUAUAUAGCUUUAAAUAGAAUCCAAGUUUUGGCUGGUCUUUUCAAAAUAAGCAGGGAUGAGAAAGAUAAACCCUUGGUGGCUUUUCUUUCACGCAAUUUUCAGGAAGAGAAAAAUAAGGCAGCAGCCUUGAAAAAUGCAUAUGUGCUAAUGGGUAAACACCAACUCGAGCUGGCUAUAGGUUUCUUUCUCCUUGGAGGUGAGCCUUCAUCUGCGAUAAAUGUUUGUGUGAAAAAUCUUCAGGAUGAGCAGCUUGCGCUCGUAAUUUGUCGCCUUGUUGAUGGGGAGGGUGGGGCCCUGGAAAGUAAUCUUAUAAAUAAAUAUAUACUCCCAUCUGCUGUUCAGAGAGGAGACUUUUGGCGGGCAAGCCUUCUUAAGUGGGAAUUAGGAGAGUACCACCAAUCAUUUCUUGCUAUGGCUGGAUGUCUAGAGAACCCUGUUACUGGGAGCUCUACUGUGACUUCCAAUCACAUCUCUUUUGUGGAUCCCAGUAUUGGCCUAUAUUGUCUCAUGUUGACAACCAAAAAUAGUUUGAAGAAUGCAUUGGGGGAAAGAAAUGCUUCAAAUCUUAGUAGAUGGGCAACCUUGAUGGCUGCCACCGCCUUCAGCAGAUGUGGGCUCCCGCUCGAGGCGUUAGAAUGUCUUUCAGCAUCUGCCAGCGGUCAUGGUGGCAUGCGUCAGGCUAGCAGUCCAAGUAAUGGACAUUUGCGUACUCCACAUGGUGUUCUUGAGCUUUCUGUUCCUGAGACGUCUAAUUGGGUAUUAAGCGGUGUUUCAUCUACUGUAGACACUCAUUUUAGAUUGGGUUUAGCCGUCCAGUUCCUCUCGAAGCUAUUUCGGGAAGCAACUGCACUCUUAAAGAAUUCAGAAAUUGUUUCGUGUGAGAAAAUCUCAGGAUUUCAAAAUAAGCUACAAACAGCUUUGGAGCAAUUAUACCAGAGAUUCUCAUUGUCUUCUGCUUGCCUACGUAAUAUGAUGAUUUUAUCAGCAGACAACCAUGAGUUACUAUCCAUGGGAUACAAUAUAUUUCAGGAAAAUAGUACCUCAGGACUCUCCAGUAUUUCAGACAAGUCUCACACAGAUGAAGAUCUCCUCCAAUAUUCAGCUUUGUGUAAAUUGAUUCUAAAAGCGACCGAAGAGAAAUCAUUUGUUCUAUCCCGUAUCAUUGCUGCAUGCAGUGUCACUUGCUUACACUCAGUGCCAUGCUCUGAGGAAAACAAGGUGUCAUCUGGACCUGAACCAAAGUGGUCCUAUGCUUUGCAAUUUUACUUUCAGGGAAUUCUGCAAUCCUUCUCUAGUUUAAGAAUUUCUCUAAGGCUGUGCUUGGGUUCCUCUGUAGAAGACUUGAAAAUAAGACUCGCAGUUGUUCUUGAUUUAGUCGAAUAUUGCUCAAGACUCGCAAUGGCUUGGAUUUUGGGAGAUGUAAAUUGCCUCUUUCGAAUGGUGCAGCCCCUUACGAUAGCAUAUUUUCAUGGGCAUAUGCCUUAUGAGGUUGAUCUGGAAGACCUGAAGAGAGUUUACCACCAGGAAGUUUCUGUUAGUGUUUCAGAUGCAUCAAAUGUAGGAGUUAAUUCUGUUGUUGAGAACAACGAAGUUCAUUAUCCAGUCUACUCAAUUCCAGAAGAUGAAAGGCGUCUUGUAACACAUGCAUGUUUCUGGAAGCAUGUUUCAGACUUUGUGAAACAUAAGCUGGUAUCUAUUUCGAUCGAUCUAGAUGAUGGUAUCUCGAAUAGUGGUUCGGUUGAAACAUUUGAUGCUCAGACAUCACUGGAUUCCAGUGGUGACAUUGUAUGUGUAACUGAGAAGAUCAUGUCCGUUCUGGGAAAGACACUGAUUAGCACCCUUGCUCAACUCUCUUCCUACCAUGUAAAACAACUUGUAUUGCAUUUGAAACAGAAAAUAGAGAAGGGAAUUCAGGUUCCUACCUUGUUAUGGUUGCACGAAUGUCGGGAAUCUCAAGCAAAUUCUACGGAUCGAGCCAUCUCUGAUGCAAGUAUAGAGAAUGAAGACAACGAUGACCUGAUUAGCACCUUUGCUCAAUUCUCUUCCUACCUUGUAAAACAACUUGUAUCGCCCUUCAAACAAAAACUAGAGAAGCCAAUUCAGGUUCCUACCUUGUUAGGGUUGCACGAAUGUCAGGAAUCUGAAGCAGGUAUAGAGAAUGAAGACAAUGGUGACCUUACAGUUUCUGUGAGGUUUUGGAAGCUUUGUGUUGAUCCUCAUUUAGUAUCUGAAGCUUUCUUGCUAGAAAAUUUCGACAUAUCUGAGUGGUCAAAAUUUAAACCAUUGGAAGAUUGGAGCGAUAUGUACAGAGAAGUAACCGAGAAGAAUGAGCUCAAUGUGCCAUGCAAUCAAAAUGGUCGGAGUAGCCACACUUCAAAUUCGUCACAGAAAGCUUUAAUAACUGCCAAUGAAAACUCUGCUUUCCAGAAACCCAAAGAAAUCCAGAAGAGGACUGGGGAGCUUAUAGAGGCCCUUUGUAUUAACACAAUCAACCAUCGGCAAGCUGCAUUAGCUAGCAACCGCAAGGGUUUAAUCUUCUUUAGCCUAGAAGAUGGUGGUUACUGCGAUGAUCAGUCGAACUAUAUCUGGUCAGAUGCUGAUUGGCCACAUAAUGGUUGGGGCAACUCUGAGUCAACUCCUGUGCCAACAUGUGACUCACUCGGUGUUGGUCUUGGGGACAACGAAGGAGCACACCUUGGGUUAGGUUGUGAAACUCAAGAAGAGUUUGUUGAUCCUCCCCCAACAGUUGAAACUGUUAUUACGAGAGCAUUCUCUAGUCACCCAACAAUGCCUCUCUUCUUGGUUGGCUCAAGCCACACACACAUUUACUUGUGGGAGUUUGGAAAAAACAGAGCUAUUGCAACUUACGGUGUUCUGCCUGCUGCAACUGUUCCUCCUCCACAUGCUUUGGCGUCAAUAUCUGCAGUGCAAUUCGGUCCAUGCGGACAAAGAUUUGCUAGCGCUGCACUAGAUGGAACUGUAUGCACUUGGCAAUCAGAAGUUGGAGGAAGAAGCAAUAUCCAUCCCCUUGAAUCGUUUCUUUGUUUCAAUGGCCAUGCAUCGGAUGUAGAAUAUAUUAGUUCGAGUGGAUCUAUCGUUGCGGCUUCAGGACAUAGCUCAAGUGGUGUCAACGUAGUUCUAUGGGAUACUCUAGCUCCCCCUUCAGCUUCCCAGGCGUCUAUCAGUUGUCAUGAAGGUGGUGCACGCUCUAUCUCGGUAUUUGAUAAUGACAUUGGUAGUGGCUCGAUUUCUCCUAUGAUUGUAACCGGUGGCACAACCGGUGACGUUGGAUUGCACGAUUUCCGGUAUAUUGCAACCGGUAAGAUGAGGAAGCAAGAUCAGUACAAGAAUGGGAUGCUUUGGUAUAUACCAAAGGCUCACUUAGGGAGUGUGACCAAAAUAUCGACAAUCCCGCACACGAGUCUGUUCUUGACGGGAAGCAAAGACGGAGAUGUUAAACUUUGGGAUGCAAAAGCAGCAAAGUUGAUUCAUCAUUGGCCUAAGCUACACGAAAGACACACUUUCCUGCAACCAACCUCAUUUGGCUACGGUGGAAUCAUCCGGGCUGGGGUUACAGAUAUACAAGUUUGUCCAAAUGGAUUUAUCUCUUGUGGUGGUGAUGGUACUGUGAAGUUCGUCAGUCUCAGAGAUUCUUCUUAA
Messenger RNA from Arabis nemorensis, 7476 nucleotides. Lineage: Eukaryota; Viridiplantae; Streptophyta; Magnoliopsida; Brassicales; Brassicaceae. The record is from the annotation of a GenBank genome assembly.